Molecule: messenger RNA, 952 nt
Organism: Sarcophilus harrisii (Tasmanian devil)
Lineage: Eukaryota; Metazoa; Chordata; Mammalia; Dasyuromorphia; Dasyuridae
Product: zinc-alpha-2-glycoprotein-like
Exons: 4
Coding region: 8-904 (298 amino acids)
Biological process (GO): immune response
Cellular component (GO): external side of plasma membrane
Source: RefSeq, a predicted model, not a curated record
ACCUGGAAUGAUGGGGUCCCUGACCACUAUAUUUAUCCUGCUAUUAUUUAUGGACACCACAAUGUCAAAGAAAUCAGGAGCCCGAUGUUACACUCUGAUCUACCAAGACACAGCCCUAUCACAUCCCGGGCCAGAAGAGUUCAGCUUCACAAACACUGGUUACCUCAAUGGCCAAGCCUUCUACCAAUAUGACAGCAAAAGCCAGAAGGCAAUACCACUGUCACCAUGGGACAAAGUAGAGGGGAUGAAUGACUGGGAGAAGGAGAGCCAGCUACAGAAGAGAAGGGAAGAUUUUGUCUUAGAGAACAUGCAAAACAUCACAGACUAUUACAAUGAUGGGAAAGGAUCCCAUAUCUUUCAGGGGCGUUUUGGCUGUCAACUUUGUGGUGAUAAUUUCGCAAAGGGAUUCUGGAAGUGUCAGUAUGAUGGACGAGACUUCAUUGAAUUCAAAACCACUGAGAUACCAGCCUGGAUCCCCUUAGAUCCUGCAGCUGAUGUGAUCAAGCAAAGGUGGGAGGCAGAUCCAGGUGCUGUGUAUCGAGCCAAAGCUUAUCUGGAGGAAGAGUGUAUUGGGACACUACGAACAUACCUGGAACUUGGGAAGGCUUAUCUGCACCAGCUAAUUCCCCCCAAGGUGAAUCUCAGCCAUUACUCAGCCCCUGGAGGAAACUUGGUUUUGGAGUGCCUGGCCUAUGACUUUUAUCCAAGAGAAAUUGAAUUGCAUUGGCUUCAGGAUGGAAAAAUCCAGAAGAAAGAAGUUGGACAAACCCAGAUCAUUGGAAAUGGUACUUAUCAGGUCUCAAUAACUGUUAACAUACCUUUGCUAAAGAAAAAGAGUUAUUCCUGUCAUGUGGUUCAUGAAAGCUUGCCUGAGGCCUUUAUUGUGGCCUGGGAUGAGGAAUAAGAAAGUCAGAGAUUGACAGGGCCUUACAGAUUCAGUUCCAUCACUCUA